CUUUUGGAGAAGGCUGUCAGGAUGAGCUGAUGUGAGCGCUGCAUCAAGUGCGCGGCGGUGAUGCUCCCGUAUAAAGCAGUCCGCUGUAUUUUGGCACAGAGGGGGGAUGCAUCACUUUAACCCUCGGCUCUGCCCUCCGGACUCGCCCAUACACUGUUCAGCCUAGAUAAGUUGAGGAGGGGGGAUAUGUGUGAUGCUUAUUGCGAGGAAAUCCUACCACCACCGAUAUUCCUGAGGAUCUCUCUCUGUUCGGCUUUUUUUUUCCUUUCUUUUUUUUUUUUUUUCUUCAACUUCGAUGGCUUGAGUGGCCCAUUUGCACUCAUGCUCGCAGCCGAGGAGGAAUGUAAGGUACGGGCCAUCUACCGCCCUCACAUUGCGCGGAGUAGCGGCGUGAUUCAGGUCGCUAUCUGAGUGCCAAUAAGAAAAAAAACUACUUUCGAGAUGUGAAUUAUCGAGAUUUGGCUACUCACUCCACCGGCUCGCCUGUCCUAUGCUAUCGACAACGGGAUUUCAAGAGGAAAAUGAUUGUGGCAUAAACUAUUUCUGGAGACGCCUGUCACAGAUAUCGCCGCUGAACUGGAGAGGGUGGAUGGUUAUUUCCCAAACAGUUAAAGCCUAUGUAUACUGCAUUCAUUUGUUGGAAACGCUGCCUAGUAUCAUCGAGAACAGCGCAAGAGGAAUGCUGGUCCAAGAUCUAAUGCCAUUUACUUUAAGUUUCUGGCCUUUUUUCUUCGGUCAUUGCCUUCUCUCACUGUUUUUACUCUCCUGCCAGGGAGAGCUCCAGAGGUCAUGCUCACGGACUGUGGCGGAGAAAGUUAGUGAACAGUGCCAGUUGGCAUGCCACUGUAGAAGAUACCCUCCCCUCCCUCCACCUCCGCCUCCACCGCCUCCACCGCGGCUACUGGCCACCCCAGUGGCAGAGCCCGUAGUGCCCUUGUUGAGGCCCUGGUGGAUGAAGAUGGACAUCAUAGUGCUUGGAACGGUGGGCUGUGCCUCAGUUGUCUUCCUCCUCUCAGCCAUCAUCAUCUGCUACAAGGCUAUCAAGAGGAAACCACUACGGAAAGAGGAAAACGGGACGAGUCGUGGGGAGUAUGCCAUGAGCAUCCGUAACAAGAAGGCCAUGGGUACGAACAACACUGUGGUAUAGACUGUCUCCUGGUGCACACAGGGAGCGACGUCACCAUUAUCUCUCACCCUGACCCCCAAUACAACAAUCCCCUCUCACCCAGAAUGCAACAGGGUUCUACCCGAGGUUUUCAAAUAGGUAAACCUUCCCCCUUUGCUUGGCAUGUUGCCCGGACUGAAGACACCAUUUGGCUGAAGGAAAGCUGGAAAAAAAGAUGGAAGGAAAAAAAAACAAGUCAGAAAGGACGGAGAGAAAGAUCCACAAACCCCCAUGGUGUCGAAAGUGGCACAGCAGGCUGAACAUUAUGCUCUUAGUAACAGCAAGUGUUGCUGACAGGCUGGUUGGCUGCUGGCUGGAGAGGGACUGUCUGCCAGUCUGCUGCAGAUCCAGGCCUCACACACUGUUGACAUCUGCAAUGGAACACCAGACAAUACAGCAGCCCUGCAGUCCCACGGGCGGCCUGACAGGACAGCCCAUCACACACAACAAAUAACAUGCAUGCCGUUUUUACAGAGAAUGCAACAUUUUUAUAUUUCAAUCCUCACACUGUCCAUCUUUUGUUCUCCAUUUUUGAGACAGAUGCUCUGUGAGAGGCAUGAUGUGACUGCCGGUCCUGGCUUUGAGAUGUGGAUUCAUCUGACUAUGCAAUUUAAAGAAAUCCAUAUUUUAAAAAAAGAGGAGCAGCGACAUCAACAUGGGACGUUCUGGUUAUUUUACCAUGCCAAAAAAGCCACUGAAGACUUAGGCUCAAUGUAAUAUAUUUCAGCCAUUCAUGUAUUUAUUGGUUCUCUUUAGUUACUUACCUAUCUUCGAGUUUAUUUUUCUACUUUAAAGAAAAGGACAGUCUUGUACGUUAUUCUCAUCUUUACAACUCUUGAACAUCUUGAUGAAUCCAUUUAUUUCUUCAUAGCUCUGUUUUCUAAGUGAAUAAUUUAUAAACCAUAUAAUUAAUUUGUGAUGCUCCGAUGCUUUAAGCCUGCUGUCAGUUUGUUGAGACACUGAUGCAGAAAACGUGCUUGCUCUGCAAAGAGUUUUGGUAUCAGUUGUUUUGUCUCUGGGUGUUUGAUAUGCUUUUUUUCUGUUUCCCUGAGACUUCAGCUAAAAAGUCAGGGGUCCCAAUGAUGUGCUAUGUGAAUGUGUGUUUUCCAAACAUUAUUUCUGUGCUGCAUCAUAUUGCCAAUCCCAGUUUUUGAUUCGUCAACUCAAUGCAAGCACCCCUACAACUUCAAACCUGCAAUCACAACUCAUCCGGGUAAAUCUUGUUGUUCCACAGUCUUGGGGUCAGCUAGAUGCCUUCAGCCAUGUUUUGUCUGGAUUUGACAAUCUUUAUUUUUCUAUCUGUCAAGAAGGGCUUAGCCCAUCGCUAUAGAAACAGGGGACGUGAGCCUAGAGCUGACCUUGUGACUGGUGACAGACAGGAGACUUAGCCAAUAGCCAGAGAUCAGGUUGCACACAGAGGAUGGCCUCAGCAGGGAUGUGUGUGACUCAGUGCUGUCACAGGCGUCCUCCACAUCCCUGCUGGAAAAACACAACUGAGCUGAACUGGAGCAUCACUCAACGCUGCUCUGCUUUUUUACAUUAAAUCUGUGUGUCUGUGGGUGCAUGACUGUGUGUGUGUGUGUGUGUGUGUGUAUGUGUGUGUGUGCGUGUAUGAGUGUCUGUCUGUGAGUAUGCAUGCAGAUGAGUGUACUCAGUGAGAGUGGGCUGUACUCUGUGGCUGUCAGUGAAGUAUAGAUAUUGGCUAAACUGUGGAAAAUUGGGGGGAAAAAAACACAUGCUUGCAUUUAAACAUGCACAGGUAUUAGCUAACAGUAUACCCCACCAUAUACCUAUAUGAGAGAAAUGAUGGAUGCAUGAAUGUAAAUAUUGAUAUUUAAAUAUCUGCCUUCUGGACUGUUAAUUCAUGUACAGUGUAACAGAACAUAUGUUUAUACAUAGUAAAAAAUUUAAACAAUGUGCUACCAUUUAGAAUUAUGUCAAUGUUGUCAUGUUGAUGGAGCAAGCCAUUAAUGUAUAUAUGGCAAUCAAUAGUACAUACACAAUUUAUGCAUUAUACCAAACAGAUAAAAAGAUGUGCAUAAGUUGAUUUCAUUGCUGAGUUUUUCAGUUGUAAAUAAAACUGUACAUAACAACA
Molecule: messenger RNA, 3260 nt
Organism: Amphiprion ocellaris (clown anemonefish)
Lineage: Eukaryota; Metazoa; Chordata; Actinopteri; Pomacentridae
Gene: prima1
Product: proline rich membrane anchor 1
Exons: 4
Coding region: 491-1147 (218 amino acids)
Source: RefSeq, a predicted model, not a curated record